UCAUACAAAGUCACAUAAAAUGUGACACAAUAAUUUCUUAUAAAGAAUGCUCAAAUAUGAGAGUAAGAAUCGAAAAUCCUCACUUUAUGAAUGUUUCCUUUUCCUCUUAGUUAUGAUUUAGGAGAGAAUCAACCCAACAUUUUAAAACAACAACAACAAUUCUUCAAUCCCAAACAAGUUAGAGUUUAGGCCAAAAUGAUUUAAUAUUUGAUCCGCGAAUUUAUGUUUAGUCCGCGAGAAAUCUAUCGGCAGUGAUCUGUGCUACUGACCGUUCGCUGAGCUUAUAAGACUAGACCACAGUAGUGAUUCCCCACCAACUGUUCGAUACAUUGUCUCAAAGAAGUUGAAGCAAAGAUAUUGACUUUUCAGCACUUUUUAUGCUAAUUUGGAGCUGUAGCUGAUUGAUUUUUUCCAUGUCAAUCAUGUUAUUCAGAAGACAACUCAUCAACUUGUCUUGUAUACUCAAUUCCCAAUUUCUUCUAAGAGUAUGUUCAUAUUCCUCAAGACCAACAAGAGCUUGUCAAGCAAAUGAACUUAAUUUCGUCGAUGAUAGUAAAACCCAUUCAGCUGCUGCAAAUGUUGAUAACAGGGUUUUUCACCUUUCACCAUUGUAUAGGGAUAUUAAUAAGGAUUCUUUAAAAGAUUGCAAGAUUGAAUUAGUGGAUAAUGAGACUUGGAGGGUGUCCUCUGGUUUAGCUGAGGCAUGGCGAGACAACACAAAUGUUGCAUCCAAGAAAAAGUCAUUUUCCAUUGAAACUGAAAUUGAUGAUGAGGCGACUAGUUAUGCGUCUUUGAACGAGGACGGUCAUGACUUUGAUGAGAUUGAGGAUAUGAGGAUACGCGGGAACUUGUUUUACAAGCUUGAUAAAGAUUCCAAGGAAUACGAAGAAUAUAAGUUUGAAUUCCAUAGAAGGAAUACGAACAAGAAUAAUGGAAAUGACGGUCCAAAAGAGAAGGAAAAAUCGAAUAACGUUUCAGCUUCUAGGGUCGAGAAAGGUCUAAAGGGUAUAGAUGAGAAGCAGCAAAACAAGAAAGAGAAACUGAGCUAUAACUCUGCCUCUCCGUUUCAGAAUUUUCAGCUAAAUGAUUUCGGAGCAUCUCCAAUAAAGAGGUUAAGGGUUCCAACUUUUAAUCAGCUUACUGCCCCUUAUCAUGAGCCGUUUUGUUUGGAUAUUUAUGUGUCGAAAGGUUCAGUAAGUGCUAGCAUUAUCCACAGAGCUACUAGCAAGGUUGUUGUUGUGGCGCACUCUAUUUCAAAGGACAUGAAAUUUGACUUGGGAUCAACUAAGAAUAGAGCUACUUGUGCUGCUAUUGGGGAAGUUCUGGCUCAAAGAGCACUGGCUGAUGAUAUUCAUAACGUAGUUUAUACGCCAAGGAAAGGGGAGAAAUUGGAAGGGAAACUUGAGAUUGUACUUCAGUCCAUUAUUAACAAUGGCAUCAAUGUGAAGGUGAAGAUUAAGCAGAGGAAAACCAAGAAACCUGGCUUCCACCGCCCGACAGCUUAGGUGGUCAUCCUACAUUACGUAGGAUGAAAUUAAAAGUGACAAGGAAGUUUUAUCAACGUCUUAUAAGCUCGAAACAGCGCAAUGUAGUAAGUAGAACAAGGUCAGAGAUGUAUUACUACCUCUUUUGCGAGGUUGCAGAACAUUUCCCUAAAUUCAGUCUUUAAAUCGGUUUCAAUAGUAGUUACAAACUUGGGAAUAAAUCUUUUAUUUCCUGCAAUUUGUAUUCUCUUUAUGAGAAUACAUUGCUGUUAAUGGAGAAAUCUGCUUUACAUGUUAGCAUUCUUUGUAAUUAUAUGAUAGAAAGAACAAAAAAUUGAGACUUUCUUUUGGUUUAGCACCUGGUCCAGUACCCUCUCUGGGACCCGACAUCCAGAUUCGGGAAGUCCCACUUUGGGCGGUGAAGUGCUCACUACCAAAUCCAAGGGCUCGAACCCGAGACCUUUGGACGCUGGUUAAGGAUAAAAGGGUACUUACCACCCCACCACAACCUUUGAUAGCACACCUGUAACUACAUGGUUGAAGGUUUCACACUUGGUGUCUGGUACCCUCUUUUGGGCCCGACAUCCGGAUUCCGGAAGUCCCACUUUGGGAGUAAAGUGCUCACUACCAGAGGUGACUUCUUCCUACGGCUCGAACCCUUCUUCCUAGGGCUCGAACCCGAGACCUCUGGUUAAGGACGGAGGGGUACUUACCACCCCACCACAACCUUUGAUUUCCAAAAAGAUAGUCUGAAAACACCUUUAACUACAUGGUUGAGCGCUUGU
Nicotiana tabacum (common tobacco) is the source of this 2269-nucleotide messenger RNA. RefSeq lists its product as uncharacterized. The record is from RefSeq and is a predicted model, not a curated record. Lineage: Eukaryota; Viridiplantae; Streptophyta; Magnoliopsida; Solanales; Solanaceae. Gene Ontology annotation, cellular component: ribosome. Gene Ontology annotation, biological process: translation. Gene Ontology annotation, molecular function: 5S rRNA binding; structural constituent of ribosome.